UGUUGUGCAACGAGCUGCUGUUACUACACAAUGAAAAUAUUUACUUUUUUAUUAUUAAUUUUUGCGUUUAUGUUCGCAGACUGCGUCAAUAUUGAGGAAACCACUGGGCAGUUCUUCAGCAGUGGGCAUACUAACAACUGGGUAGUUCUGGUGUGUACAUCCAGAUUCUGGUUCAACUAUCGCCAUGUAGCCAAUACUCUGUCUGUGUACAGAAGUGUUAAGAGACUGGGCAUCCCUGACAGCCACAUAGUUCUGAUGCUGGCUGAUGACAUGGCAUGUAACCAUAGAAACCCAAAGCCUGCCACAGUGUUUAGCCACAAGAACAUGGAGCUGAAUGUGUACGGUGAUGAUGUGGAGGUGGACUACCGUGGAUAUGAGGUAACUGUGGAAAAUUUCCUGCGUGUUUUGACUGGACGGCUGCCAUCCAGUACACCACGGUCCAAACGGCUGCUCUCUGAUGACCGUAGCAACAUACUAAUCUACCUAACAGGUACCAUGGUAGAAAUGUGCUUUCUGGCUUCCGCCUGUGUUCAAAACAAAAUGCGAAGCAGGGAUGAUGCAUUCAAUCAUGACCUGAGACAAUGUGAUGGAGAACCUGUGGAUGGGGAGCAACAAAAACAGACUCACUCCUUUGUGGACCAGCUGCCUGUGUCUGAGAUCAUUCAUCAGAAACCCAAACAGAAAGACUGGCAUCCUCCUGACGGCUUCAUCCUGGGCCUGUGGACCCUAAUCCUUCUGGUGUUUUUUCAGACGUAUGGCAUCAAGCAUCUCAAACACGUCUUCUGAGGGUACGAGGUGAAUGCUACCAGGAGCGAAGGAUGCAGCAGACUGAACAGAUGACAAAUAUGGGAGAGAUGGUCCAGUUUGUGACUGUGUUUUUUCUGGAAAAUGGAAAGGAGACGUGCAAUGCAACAACAGCAUAGCUGUCCUGUGGUUUUCUUUGUAGUGGGACGUGUGUGUGUGUGUGUGUGUGUGUGUGUGUGUGUGUGUGUGUGUGUGUGUGUGUGUGUGUGUGUGUGUGUGUGUGUGUGUGGGGAUUGUUUUGGAUGUGACCAUUUUUAGGUUUUCGUACAAAAAACUAGAAGCACUCAGAGAGUGCAAACCUCCGCCAAGGCCAUGGGGUCACUGACGCCAUAACAUCUACAUGCUGUGGAAUCAUUGAACCUAAAAAAGUCUAACAAUGAUGUUUGCUCA
Molecule: messenger RNA, 1194 nt
Organism: Thalassophryne amazonica
Lineage: Eukaryota; Metazoa; Chordata; Actinopteri; Batrachoidiformes; Batrachoididae
Gene: pigk
Product: phosphatidylinositol glycan anchor biosynthesis, class K
Exons: 9
Coding region: 31-786 (251 amino acids)
Biological process (GO): attachment of GPI anchor to protein; proteolysis; protein localization to cell surface
Cellular component (GO): GPI-anchor transamidase complex
Molecular function (GO): GPI-anchor transamidase activity
Source: RefSeq, a predicted model, not a curated record